Polypterus senegalus (gray bichir) is the source of this 3246-nucleotide messenger RNA. Its product is annotated as zinc finger protein ubi-d4. NCBI's taxonomy places the organism in Eukaryota, Metazoa, Chordata, Cladistia, Polypteriformes, Polypteridae. Gene Ontology annotation, cellular component: nBAF complex. Gene Ontology annotation, biological process: nervous system development. The record is from RefSeq and is a predicted model, not a curated record. The transcript is spliced from 11 exons. Bases 75 to 1322 code for a protein of 415 amino acids.
GGUGACCUCGUUGAUGCGUAAGUCCUCUAGCGCGCAAGCGCAAUUGCAGGCAGUGAGCGUAUAGGCGACCCAAGAUGGCGGCUGUUGUGCAGAAUGUAGUCAAACUGCUUGGAGAACAGUAUUACAAAGAUGCAAUGGAGCAGUGUCAUAAUUACAAUGCACGACUUUGUGCUGAAAGGAGUGUUAGGAUGCCUUUUCUUGACUCGCAAACAGGCGUUGCUCAGAGUAACUGCUAUAUUUGGAUGGAAAAGAGACAUAGAGGCCCAGGAAUGGCACCUGGACAGAUCUAUAGCUAUCCUGCCAGAAGAUGGAGAAAAAAAAGGAGAGCGCAUCCCCCAGAAGACCCUCGACUUGCAUUCCCUCCACUCAAACCAGAUCUGGAGCUGGCUUUGAAGAAAGAUUCCCUAGUGCCCCCAGAUGGCAGCAGUCUGGAAGCACUGUUGAAGACAGAGUCACUAGAGAAGCGAAGUUUAUCAGAUGCCCGAUCCAUUGAUGAAGACCACAGCCUGUCUGAGUUCCCUAGUGCCAACUCGCGCACCAGGAAGGUACUGCAGCCCAAAGAGGCUCUGCAGCCCUAUGUGGCUCGUGGGAACUUCAUGAGAAUCCUGGAGCCUGAUGACUUCCUUGAUGACCUGGACGAUGAAGACUAUGAAGAAGAUACUCCUAAGCGACGUGGAAAAGGAAAGGGGAAGGGCAGAGGUGUUGCCAGUGCCAAGAAGAAGCUUGAUGCUGCAGCAGCAGCCUUGGAAGAUCGAGACAAGCCUUAUGCAUGUGACAUUUGUGGGAAACGCUAUAAGAACCGGCCAGGACUCAGCUACCACUAUGCACACUCCCACUUGGCAGAUGAAGAGGGUGAAGAUAAAGAAGACUCUGAACCACGCACACCUAUUGCCCCUAGACUGGAAGAGCAAAAAUCUAAAAAGGGUCCAGAUGGUUUGGCACUUCCAAAUAAUUAUUGUGACUUUUGCUUGGGUGACUCUAAAAUCAACCAUAAGACAGGACAAGCUGAAGAACUUGUGUCUUGUUCCGACUGUGGACGUUCAGGCCACCCGUCCUGUCUUCAGUUUACUCCAGUCAUGAUGGCAGCAGUCAAGACAUAUCGUUGGCAGUGUAUUGAAUGCAAAUGCUGUAAUAUUUGUGGGACCUCUGAAAAUGAUGACCAGCUGCUGUUCUGUGAUGACUGUGACCGUGGAUAUCACAUGUACUGCCUAAACCCACCAAUGUCUGAACCCCCAGAAGGGAGCUGGAGUUGUCAUCUAUGUUUGGAUUUACUGAAGGACAAGGCCUCCAUAUACCAGAACCAGAAUGCCCCUCCUUCAUGAUACUGUCAAGGAUUCCUCAACACACUGGGACGUUAGCCUGACUAUGCUGGUCUUGGUGCCCAUUCAAUGCCUCAGCAAGAUGUCGAGUCUAGAUCUGCCUGUGGGCGCUGAGACUGGCCUUCUUGUAAAGAAACAUGAUCUAGUGUGUCUUAUUUCCUCAUCAUGUUUUGUUAGGACUAUCACAAAAUUACACAAACAGGACACUGUUACGUUAACACACAGUAUGCAUAGCUGGUGUGAAGGAUCAUCUUACCUCCAAAUUAUUUUUAGUUAGCAUUCCAAGGUCUGAAAGCAAAAAAUAAUGUUUUAAUAUUACUGUCUUUUUGAUAUUAAAGAUUUUUACUGAAAAAUUUUGAGAGUUCGCAUCACUAUGGAAAAUAUGUUUAAGUGAUUAAAAUGGUAAAUUUGAAAAGUUUUAGUGUUUAAAGACACACUGCUAAUUAAAUAUUUACAAAUAAAGUUAAGUUGCAUGCAAAAUUGUUUAACCCGGGAACUGCAUAUUGAUUCCUACAUGGGCAAUGGAGCAGACCCCAGAAUAACAUAUCAUAUUGAAUACGUUGUUUGACGUGUCUGGUUUUUUUUGAAGGUGCGGCCUACAUCCUUAAUUGACACCUCGGCUCACCCAAAUGCAGGAUGUCUUAGAUGAAUUGCUCUUGGGGCCAAAGUCACCUCAGUUUUCAUACUGUAAUAAUCAGCCUUCUUUAGUUUAUUAAUAUUUUUUAUUUUUACUUUUCUCAGCAGCCCACACCUUAAACCCCCGGGCAAUGUGUUUCUGCAUGUGUGUAUAAAUGACUAUAAUUUUGAUUUUUCCUUAGUAUUUUUAAACUCUGUAUAAUGAAUUUUGUGAAAUUCUUUAAAAAAUGUAUCAUACAACCUAUUUUAUAAUGCUAAUUUAUAAUUAAUGGCUCCCACUAUACCACCCAGUGAAGCGAUCUAUAACCUCUGCAAGUUGUUUAAUAUGUUUUAGUAUAUUUUUGACUUUGUAAACCAUAACAAAUUCAGUUAUUUGUAUAAGUGCAAAUGGGAAACAAAUGUGGUGAGAAGUUGGGAGUGUGAAUGCCAUUUCUAAAUGCUGUGUCUAGUCUGAUUGAAAUACUUGCGUGUGUGUUGUGUGUGUGCACGUUCUGAUCUGCAGCCAGUCAUGGCUCUGAAAUGUUGCUCAUACAUGCACAGAAAUCAUUGAAUCAAAUUUUCAAGUGAAUAGAAGUGAUUUCUACCUUGUUUAUUCAGGUGUUACAAAUUUUAUUAAAGGCCUUAACUCAUAGCAUUUGCAGUUCAGACCGUGCUGGCUAGUUGUUCUAAUGGGUCAUACAUAAAGCUCAGAGACGGUUAUACUAAAGCCUGUUUUUGUUUUGUGAAGUGGGAUUGGUAUUAAGAAGUAUAAUUUAAAAAAAAAAAAAAGACAGAUAUAAGUACAUUUCUGCUAAAAUAAGCCUUUAAAUUUAGAAUUCUUGACUAAUCGUGCCACUUCCUUACAAAGGGUCAUCCGUAGCCACAGCCAUUAGUCAGUAUGUAUAUGAAAGUGAAACGCCACUGUGGAUACUUUAGUUAAGAUUGAGGCCCUGAGACACAGUUGAGUCGCUGCUAGUAUUUAUUCUGAAACAGAUGACCUGAAGCACAAAAUAUUUGUUGCUUGGAUGAAGGUGUUUUAGGGUAGAUUUGUGGGACAAUCUCAAGAGUGCUGACCUUUAACACUUUUCUUCAUGGAUGUCGUGAGGAAUCCGAGGCUUAUGGAGGUUUAUUGUCUAGUUUGUCAUUCUGUUGAUGUUAAGCAUGACUUGCCUAAACUUGUAUUUGAUUGUAGCUGUCUUUUAACCUUGCUGUGCAUUCACUAAUAGUACAUCUUCUCAUGCUAACAUCUAGAAUGUAGUUAGAAGACAGCUGUUUAAGGGCCAGUGAAAUUAAUCCAAUAAUCGUAUAACUC